Messenger RNA from Naumovozyma castellii, 1566 nucleotides. It is a transcript of the gene GDA1, whose product is annotated as guanosine diphosphatase. The transcript has a single exon. Lineage: Eukaryota; Fungi; Ascomycota; Saccharomycetes; Saccharomycetales; Saccharomycetaceae. The record is from RefSeq and is a predicted model, not a curated record. The coding region runs from base 1 to 1566 and encodes 521 amino acids.
AUGCCAUCGUUUUUUAGAAGUUACCGUUUUAUUAUCGGUGCCUUCGCGGCCAUAAUGUUACUGUUGCUUAUCAGGUCAUCCACAACAGAAUCCACUAUAGAUAUCGCUAGAACAGUUGCGUCGACUGCAUCCAGACCAUCUACCCCACAAGAUGUUAAUGCCUUACCAAUAAGUAAUGAACCAGGCUAUGUUUCUGAUUCUAAAACUGAACAAAAUAAUCCAGAAGUUGCUACUUUAGUGGAAGAAUCUACUAAUAAAAAAUCCAAAUGUAAUAAAGAUCAUGAAUAUGUUGUUAUGAUCGAUGCUGGUUCUACCGGAUCUAGAGUCCAUGUUUAUGAAUUUGAUGUCUGUUCUCAACCACCUGCUUUAAUCAACGAGUCCUUUAAGAUGUUGAAGCCUGGUCUUUCAUCGUUUGAUACAGACGCAGAAGGUGCUGCUAAAUCUUUGGAUCCAUUGUUACAAGUUGCUUUGGACGCUGUGCCAGAAAAGAAACGUUCCUGUACCCCUGUAGCAGUUAAGGCUACCGCAGGUUUAAGAUUAUUAGGUGAUACUAAAUCAGCUAAGAUUUUGCAAGCUGUCAGAUCACAUUUGGAGAAGGAUUAUCCAUUUGCAGUUGUUGACGGUGAUGGUAUUUCUAUCAUGAGUGGUGAUGAAGAAGGUGUUUACGCAUGGGUAACCACCAAUUAUUUACUAGGUAACAUUGGUACUGGUUCCAAGCUUGCCACAAGUGCUGUCUUUGAUUUGGGUGGUGGUUCCACACAAAUUGUCUUUGAACCUACUUUCCCACCUAAUGAAGAAAUGGUUGAUGGAGAACACAAAUACGAAUUAAGGUUUGGUGGACAAGAUUACAGUUUAUAUCAAUUCUCUCAUUUAGGUUAUGGGUUAAUGGAAGGUAGAAACAAGAUCAACCAACUUCUUGUGGAAACAGCUAUUAAGGCUGGGACUAUAAAAAAAGGUGACUAUACCCCAUCUGUGGCAUUACAUUCUCCAUGUCUUCCACCUAAUGUUAAUGUAACUCAAGAGAAGGUUAAAUUAUCUAGCAAAGAGACAUACGUGGUCGAUUUCAUUGGACCUAAGGUUGCCUCAGGUGCCCAAUGUAGAUUCCUAUCUGAUCAAAUCUUAAAUAAGGAUGCCAAGUGUACUACCAAACCAUGUUCUUUCAAUGGUGUUCAUCAACCCUCAUUAGUGCACACUUUCAAAGAAACUAAUGACUUGUACAUCUUUUCCUAUUUCUACGAUAGAACUCAUACUUUGGGUAUGCCAUUAUCUUUCACUUUGAAUGAACUAGCAGAUUUAGCCAAGAUGGUUUGUGAUGGUGAAGACACCUGGGAAAGCGUCUUGAGUGAAAUUGAUGGCUCUUUGGAUGCCUUGGUUAAGGAUCCAUAUUUCUGUCAAGAUCUUUCAUUCCAAGUCUCCUUGCUACAUACUGGUUAUGACAUCCCAUUACACAGAGAAUUGAAGACAGCAGAAACCAUUGCCGGAAAUGAACUGGGAUGGUGUCUGGGGGCCUCUUUACCUUUGUUAGAAUCCGAUAAUUGGAAAUGUAGAGUGGACAAGCUUCAAUAG